AUGUCUGGCAGUUGUGGUGUCUCAGCGAAUACCCCUGCUGAACCCGUUCCGAGAGACGGUUCUGUUAUUGAGAGGAGACCCGAUUCGGCGCACCCGUGGAGCCAGACGAUUCCUCAGACAACCUUGGCUUACAUUAUGCGCAGAUACCAACGUUCUUCCUACAGUGUUUGGCCAGUGGUCAAUGCCGAAAUGCUUCUGCAGAGGCUGGAGGGUGGUAAUGACCCGAGUACGUACUGCUUGGCUCUGGCGCUUUGCGCAGCAACAAUGGCACAGCUUCAACUCGUACCCCUCAUGAAUGAAGAUCGAGAGGUCGACAGUAAUCUCUUGGCAACGGAGUGUCUGCGUCUGCGCGAAGAAAUAGACUUUAGGGAGAACCUUGAUGCGCGCUCUGUGCUUGUCUCGCUGUUCCUACACGUGUACCAUGCUAAGAUCAAUAAGCGAAAUUCGGCCAUGCUGUUUAUACAGGAAGCUAUUUCAAGUGCCAGAUUGCUGAGGCUAGAUGAAGACGGUAUGGUAACAAAGAAGUGGGGUACAGAUGAGGAUGUGAUUGCGAACCGCGAUAUUCUAUUUACUCUUCUAUGGGUGUCGGAAAGGGGCUAUGCUAUGCAUCUUGGCCUGAAACCGUCUUAUGCGAGUCCAACUUGCUUGUUAGACCGGACACAGGCAUCUGAGAACACUCACGUGCAGGGCUUGCUUGAGCAUGCAAGAUUAUUCGCGGCCUUUGAUGACGUUCUUAUCAGAAGAAGUGACUCAAAUGGUCUCUCUGUCAACACUCUAAGGGAGACAGAAGCUGCUUUGUCGAUGCUCUCCCUGGGCCAAGGUGAUCGGGCGGCCACACGAAUAGCAGAUUACUGUAUCACCAAAGAAUGGAUGCGGAUGAUCAUUUGGCAAGAGGCUCUAUCUCAACACUUACUUUCUUCUACGUCGUAUUUGGAGUUGAUGACUUUUAGGUUCCCGGUCCAUGUCGGCCGGGAUCUGCUACGCUCAUUACAGGGUUUUUCCAAGUCCGAUUUGCUUCCCCUGGGCCGUGAUCAGCUUCUGAAGUGCUUUGAGAUUGCAAACUCUCUUGCAGACACAGUGUUGUGUACAUCUUCCAUUCUUUCAUCGUUUCAGGGCUUUCACUUUGGCCCUCAAGACUUGUUGCAUGCUCUUUAUCAGAAGUUAUUACCAUUUCUGGAACAGGAUUCGGUGCUAAAUUCAAUCCUUCAUGCAAAAACCGCUGAGGCAUUGGUAAAGGCUCCAGCUCGUGCUUUACAUUUUGGUGUGAACGAGAGAUGGUCUGUGGAAGAACAGAGCAACGACGGCAUUGAUGAGCGCCUGGAUUUUGCAAAUAAUGUGAGAAGUGGUAUAUCGGAGAUCCAUGACUUUUCAUUUGGUUGA
Messenger RNA from Aspergillus chevalieri, 1380 nucleotides. Its product is annotated as putative C6 transcription factor. The transcript has 3 exons. The coding region runs from base 1 to 1380 and encodes 459 amino acids. The record is from RefSeq and is a predicted model, not a curated record. Lineage: Eukaryota; Fungi; Ascomycota; Eurotiomycetes; Eurotiales; Aspergillaceae.